AUGCUGGAGGGGGGAAACCUCACUGUUUUGUCCGGUUUCAUCCUCCUGGGCUUCUCUGACGCCCCAGAGCUACAAACCACCAUCUUCACCACUUUCUUAUCCCUGUACGUUUCAACGGUGCUGGGGAACCUGACGAUGAUCCUGCUAACCAACGCCGACCCCCAGCUCCGCACCCCCGUGUAUUUCUUCCUGACCCACUUAUCUUUCAUAGGUUUUUGCCUUUCCUCCACUAUCGUCCCCAAAGCGCUGGAGACCUUCCUGCUGGGGAGAAGCCACAUCUCUUUUUGGGGUUGCUUUGCCCAGAUCUAUUUUUUCGUUGCUCUGACUGUCUGCGAGUGCUUCCUCCUGGGGGUGACGGCUUACGACCGAGGCACGGCUGUCUGCAAGCCGCUGCUCUACCCCACCACCACGUCCAGGGCGCACCGCAGCGGCGUGACGGCGCUGGUGUACACCACGGGCUUCCUCACCUCCUUGGUGCACACCGUCCUGGCGGGGAAGUUGUCCUUCUGCCGGGACAGGAGCAUCAACCACUUCUUCUGCGAGCUGCCCACCCUCCUGCAGCUCUCCUGCUCCGACGCCGGCGCAAACGAGCUCUUGCAGGUUUCCAACGCCGCGUUUAACGUGGCAGGAUCCGUCCUGACGGUGCUGGUUUCCUACGCCUACAUCCUCUGCACCAUCCUGCAGAGCCCUUCGGCCAGGAGGAGGCUUAAAGCUUUCUCUACCUGCGCCUCCCACCUGGCUGCCAUCACCGUCUUCUACGUGCCGGGGCUGCUCGCCUACGUCCGGCCUCGCAAGGCGGGCGCGCGGGGUCAGGCGAAGCUGGUUUCAGCGCGUUACACCGUCCUGACCCCCACCCUCAACCCCCUCACCUACAGCCUGAGGAACAAGGAGGUGAAGGGGGCCCCGAGGAGGCUGUGGGUGCGGAAGCUGGUGCCGCAUCUCUCCAGGCUUUGA
Molecule: messenger RNA, 954 nt
Organism: Leptosomus discolor (cuckoo roller)
Lineage: Eukaryota; Metazoa; Chordata; Aves; Leptosomiformes; Leptosomidae
Product: olfactory receptor 8I2
Biological process (GO): G protein-coupled receptor signaling pathway
Cellular component (GO): membrane
Molecular function (GO): olfactory receptor activity
Source: RefSeq, a predicted model, not a curated record